UGUAAAAUACAUGUACAAUAUUUGAUAUAACAUGACAAGACAUUGGAUUAUGAACAAAAUAAAACGUACAUGCAUUACACUGGUAACCAUGUAGGUCGAGACCUAUUAUAUGGCACCAGAUAAUAUGGGUUGUGUCGUCGGGGUGCCGGCGACAUGCGCACUAAGUGGGCCGACAGUUUGCACAACGGCAGAAAGUGACGAAAGUGCACAUGUCGUCGACAUCCAAACGAUCCAACCUGUCAAAAUAAUAAACAUUAAGGGACGAUUUAUCUCAUUGGACCAACGGUUACUGAUUUGUGCGAUGUUAUCGUCUUUCGAAUGAUCGAGAGCCUGACCCCGACCAGAAUUAAAUGCAUUUUUCAGAACAAUACACUUGAAAUAUUCAUCCCUUAAUUGCGUGAGCACUCUAAUUUGCAAUUACCCUUUUAUUAUUAAUUGGCACCACCAAAAUGUGAUCAGCAUGAUCCAGUCUUCACCAGGCUUAGCAGAUAUUCCCUUGGAUCCAAACAGGUCGGAGCCGUUUUUAAAGGUUGGUUCUGGUUCUGGAGUUGUUCUAGGAGUUCAUUAAGCAGAGAAACAUCAUUUGACUUGGUGGAGCUAAUUUGUAGCCGAGUCUUGAUCUCUGGAGAAAGAACACUCUUUUGAUAUGUUAGCAAACAGCUGCCUCGUCGUAUUCCUUCUUUCGCAGGUGAAACUUGCCGCAGGGGUAACAACAAAAUGCAUUUCACCAAAGCCAAUCGCUUUCUGGCCGCUAGAUGGCACUCACCAAACCAAUGACGUAAGCGGAUACAACCACCACGCAACUCCGUUUGGCGUUUCCGUUUCCACCGGUUUCAACAACAUUGCGAACGCGGCGUAUGAGUUCCAAGGAAACACCAACUCCUAUCUUAAGAUCACCAGAACCCCAAUGCUCGACGUUGGGGCAACCGGAUCUUUCUCCUACGCGGCGAUGGUGUACCCUACAUCCAACACAGGUUGCUUCAUCGAGUGGCCGGUCGCCGGUGCAAUUGGGCCGUACAUUUGGAACUUCCCUGGCAAGUGUGUCCUGAUCUACUGGAAUGCCCGGCCUGGCGAAUCCGGCGCUGCCACCAACAUUAACAACAAACCGGCACUCACUCUCAGCAAGUGGACGUUCCUGGGUGUUGUCUACGACUACGGGACGGGCACGAUGCGGAUAACCCUGGACACAACCACCACGACCCUAGUACUCUCCAAGGUCAAAGGGUAUACAAAUGUUCCAGAAGUCUACAUUGGGAAGAGGCCGUUUGGUGCAUACGCUUCCUCGAGCUACUAUAAAGGCAAGAUGGCGAAUGUGAUGCUGUGGAACCAGGCUUUGACCGAAGAUGAGAUGAUGAAGAUUAAAGACUUCGAUGAAAAGAAAGUAGUUCGGGUGGCGACAUCGAACAACGCCUUCACAGGCUACAAACCAUUUAUCAACAAAGCCUCUGAUAGGACGAUUGUCUCGUCGGCUGUGAUUGGUACUCAGACUGAGAACAACGCGAUCCUGUGUGCCAUUGCCUGCAUAAAUAAGAGUCAGACCUGUGUUACCAUAGGAUACGCGAAAGCAACCAGGGAGUGUAAAAUGAGCGAAAAGAAGUUCGAAUCUGGAGUCACUGAUGAGGCAUUGGCUGGAUCAGUGAUCUAUGAGAUUUCCGCGGACUGUUAGAUCUAGGAGUUUUGCCCGCACUGAUUUCAAACUGUUCUUAAUGGGGGACUAUAGGCAUUUAGUAGGGUCAAAUGCGCGGUCUCAGCUGGUGGUGAAUGUGUUAGCUGUAAGGAGACUGGAUUGUAUUUGAUUCAACGAUAAACAAUUCCUCGUAAGUGUAAAUAGUUUCACUUCUCUUUGAGAUAGGAGAUACCCCUAUCGCUGACUUUAUGUUACUUGUAAUCUCACCUUCAUGUGACUUAUAAUCUCACCUUCAUGACUCUUGCCUCGAGACACCCUUUGAUAAAGUUGACGACGUUGAGUAUGCCUUAAACACUUCGUAAUUUACUCAGCUUUCAUAUUGUGACAACCGAGAAGGAAGUACACAUUGAUGACGAUAUUCGAUCAUCUCUAAGAUUGCCAAGUGAAGGGCGACAUUUUUUUAAUAACCUUUUAUCACCACUUUACCAUCAAUCCUAAUCUCAAAUAUGUAUAUGUAUGAAAUUCGCUCUGUAUCUAUUGUUUUCUUCUUCUUGGUGUUCGAUGUUCUUUUUAUGGCUAUAUUAUGGUUCUUGUAAACCUGCCCGUGGCUGCCUUCUCGUGUUCCUCAAUUCAUACCCGUUGAAGAAAUGUAUCUUGUCUCAGAUUUAUCUAGAUUUUGUACAAAAUG
This is a messenger RNA of Lineus longissimus, 2315 nucleotides long. RefSeq lists its product as uncharacterized. The record is from RefSeq and is a predicted model, not a curated record. The coding region runs from base 647 to 1666 and encodes 339 amino acids. Lineage: Eukaryota; Metazoa; Nemertea; Pilidiophora; Heteronemertea; Lineidae. The transcript is spliced from 4 exons.